Molecule: messenger RNA, 3169 nt
Organism: Cuculus canorus (common cuckoo)
Lineage: Eukaryota; Metazoa; Chordata; Aves; Cuculiformes; Cuculidae
Gene: PDLIM7
Product: PDZ and LIM domain 7
Exons: 16
Coding region: 722-2335 (537 amino acids)
Biological process (GO): heart development; muscle structure development; actin cytoskeleton organization
Cellular component (GO): filamentous actin; stress fiber; adherens junction
Molecular function (GO): actin binding; muscle alpha-actinin binding
Source: RefSeq, a predicted model, not a curated record
AGGCUGUAGUGCAUUGUGGCACUGUGGUUUUGUCCCUGUGUGGCCCCUCUGGGGCAGCUGAGCUGUAAGCAGUGCCUGGAGCUGUGUGUGAGCUCAUGGUGGUGCUGCUGGGCUGGGACUGUGCUUUGCCCCAGCCAGGCAGGGCUGUGUGUUGGGGCAGGAGGGCGGGAGGAGAGGUCGUUUUUCCUUCCCUUCCCUUCCUGCUGUCUCUGAGCUUUGGUUGCUGCUGACUGACUCUGUCUCCUCCCUUUCUCUUGUGCUGCGUUCAGUGGAGGAUGAUGAGGAUGAGCUUGUUCAAAAGCCCAGGUAAGGGGAGCGUGUGCCAGGGCACAGCAGGAGCCAUGGGAGUGCCCAGCCGGGACUCAGCCCACCUGGCUGGUUUGCACUCACUGCUUGCAGUGACUCCUGGGUAAUUCUAUGCCCUGUUACUGAUUCUUCUCUCCUCUCCUCCUCCUCCUUUCUUCUCCCAUUCCCUUUCUGUCCUCUCCUCAGAGCUGAGCUGUUGGCAGAGCCCACCCUGUGCUCACCCCACAACAGGCACUGGUAGCACUCGGCCACUGCUCUGACCGUCACCUCAGGAGGGUCCUGUCCAGGCAGCUGGCAGCCAGGCAGGCUGUCACUAAAACAGGGUGUCCCUGUGCUGGCUGUGCCUGGCAGGACCCACUGAGCACUGCUGGCAUGGAAUUGGGGAGGCUGAGCUGCACCAUUACUGCUUGAUCAAAUGGGAUCUGGAGGAGGAGGCUGGUGGCACUGGCAACACCUUGCUGGGAAUGUUGGGAGUUGCUGGGCAGCUCCUGCGCCUGGGGCACGGUGUCCCAUGAUCCUGGCAUGGGACAGAGCUGGGGAUGCCCAUGGGCCCAGCUGGGGGACAGGGCAGCAGUGGCAGCCCCCAGAGCCACCGGAGCCUCCCAGCACUCACAUGUGUGAUCCUGGGAAGUUGAGGCUGAUGGAGGACGCUGAGGGCUGGCAGCCUCGCACUGGGACCUCCCAGUCCCGCUCCUUCCGCAAACUAGCCCAGAUGGUGGGCACAGAUGUCAUGGAGGAUCGUGAGGAUGAGCUUGUUCAAAAGCCCAGGGAUGCCCGCCGGUCCAGCUGUGGCACGGGGGAGCAGCGGCAGCCCCCAGAGCCACUGGUGUCCCCCAGCACUCCUGUGUGUGACCCUGGGAAGUUGCGGCUGUUAGAGGAUGCUGAGGGCUGGCAGCCUCGCACCGGGACCUCCCAGUCCCGCUCCUUCCGCAAACUGGCCCAACUGGUGGGCACAGAUGACAUGGAGGAUCGUGAGGAUGAGCUUGUUCAAAAGCCCAGGGAUGCCCGCCGGUCCAGCUGUGGCACGGGGGAGCAGCGGCAGCCCCCAGAGCCACUGGUGUCCCCCAGCACUCCUGUGUGUGACCCUGGGAAGUUGCGGCUGUUAGAGGAUGCUGAGGGCUGGCAGCCUCGCACCGGGACCUCCCAGUCCCGCUCCUUCCGCAAACUGGCCCAACUGGUGGGCACAGAUGACAUGGAAGAUCAUGACGAUGUGUUUAUUAAAACCCCCAGCCAGGUCUCGGUGCUGGAUCCAUCCCCUGGAGCAGCGAUGAAGACUGAGCCAGGACUGGCCCCCAGGACCCCCACCGCCACCCCUGGCCCUGCCAGCCGCCCACCCUGGGCUGUGGACCCCUCGUUCGCUGAGCGCUACGCCCCAGAUAAGACAAGCACGGUGGUGAGCAAGCACAGCCAGCCGGCCACGCCAACCCCCAUGCAGAACCGCAGCUCCAUCGUGCAGGCAGCCCAGCAAGGCCCUGAAGGGCCCGGCCGCACGCCCCUCUGCUAUAAGUGCAACAAGGUCAUCAGGGGACGCUACCUGGUGGCGCUGGGACAUUAUUACCACCCCGAGGAGUUCACCUGCUGCCAGUGCAGGAAGGUGCUGGAUGAGGGCGGCUUCUUCGAGGAGAAAGGCUCCAUCUUCUGCCCUAAGUGCUAUGACACGCGCUACGCCCCCAGCUGUGCUAAGUGCAAGAAGAAGAUCACUGGGGAGGUCAUGCACGCACUGAAGAUGACCUGGCACGUGCAGUGCUUCACAUGCGCUGCCUGCAAAACUCCAAUCCGCAACCGUGCCUUCUACAUGGAGGAGGGACAGCCCUACUGUGAGAGAGACUAUGAGAAGAUGUUUGGUACCAAGUGCCGUGGCUGUGACUUCAAGAUUGAUGCUGGGGACCGGUUCCUGGAGGCGCUGGGCUUCAGCUGGCACGACACUUGCUUCGUCUGUGCGAUCUGCCAGACCAACCUGGAAGGGAAGACAUUCUAUUCCAAGAAGGACAAGCCACUGUGCAAGAGCCACGCUUUCUCCCACGUGUGAAGGGCAGGAGUUCAGCUGUGCCCAUGCAUGCCCCUGGCCCUGCAUGCUCCUCUCCCCACCCCUGCUUCCCCCAGGGAGCUAGGCUGGGCCCUCACCCCUUCCCCUUGAUCCUGCCUCUUCCCUGGCAGCUCCUGGCCCAUCUCCACCUGGAGGUGUUGCUGGUUCCAGAGCCCCUUAUAACUGGGUGGCUUAUUCUGUGCCCCUCAACUGGCCCUAGAAGCCCUGAGGUGACACUGCAUGAGUCUUGCUCCUGAGCCACACAGUGUGGCGGCUAUGCCGAGCCUGGAGUCAGCGAGGAUCUGGCACAGCAGGACUGCUCCCUUGCAGCUCUAUGCUAGGGCAGGGAUGCUCCUGGCACAUCCCUGAGCGGCUGAGGACCAGCCCCCAGCCUCCUGCCAAGCUCUCCCCCCCCCUUUCCCUGCUGUGUGCUUAGUGCGUGGGGCUGGACACUCGGCCCUGCUCCCCGGCCCAGGCCCUGCCCACGGUGACCCCCGGCUACCCUACAAACUUCUGCAGUGGCUUCCUACCCCGGCUGUGUGCCAGGAUGGUCUGUCCCCUGUCCCCUGCCCAGCUGGCCUGCUGCGGCCCUGGGGCUGUGUUUGACUGUGCCCCUAGCCUGGCCACGCCAGGGAGCAGGACAGAUUGUCCAGCUCGGCCCAGCCCUCUGCGUGCUGGUGGCCAGUCGGCCAGCGGCUCCUAUCAAAAAGCACUCUGCCACUGCCAUCCCAGGCCUGUAAAUACCUCUCCUAAACCCACACUCUCCGAUCGGGCUGCCAGUGAUGUAGCCACGGUGCUUUUAAUGCCUUUAAUAAACACUUCUCUGCAAGUGCCGGC